Molecule: messenger RNA, 4529 nt
Organism: Danio rerio (zebrafish)
Lineage: Eukaryota; Metazoa; Chordata; Actinopteri; Cypriniformes; Danionidae
Source: RefSeq, a predicted model, not a curated record
GUUCCCACAAUGCACGCGCCCGUCGGCUCGAGAACUGCUGCUGUGUUUAGAGGGAAAGAAACAGCAGGCCCGAAAAAUACACACAUUAUUGAACAAAAAAUAAGUUGUCCUCUGCCAACAGUUCGGGAGAAUUUACCGCGGUAUGGCCUAGAAACGAAUUUUUCGUUUGCACCGUUGCGAGAUGUAAAAUGGAGGAAUGCGCGUUGAAUGCAACUUUUUGCGGGGAUCAAAAGUUUGUGGGAGGGAAAAAUAAAGAAGAUGUGUUUUCCGGAGGUCUGUCAAGAUAAUGAAUGUGCUUUUGUGAGACUUGAAACAGAAGUUUGAACAUGCAAAAAAACAACCUUCACUCACAAGAAAAAUCACCUGUCGGAGCUUCUUCUCAGAUGUACAGUGAUACAAUCCUAGAAAGCGACCCAUAUAUAUGAGAAAAUGUACCAUGGCAAAGACCAGCUAAACGGCCACCUGCAGACCCACGACCCCAACAAGCAGGAGCUGCGCUGCGAGGAAUGCGGGAAGCAUUACAACACUCGCCUGGGUCUGAGACGCCACGUGGCCACACACGCCACCUCUGCCUCCAGUGACCUCACCUGUAAGGUCUGCCGCCAGGUGUUUGAGAGCAUGCCGGCGUUACUGGAGCACUUGAGCACGCACACUGGUCGGCCCCCUCCGGGGACUGUGGUACGAGAAAGGAAGCAUCAAUGCGAGCGGUGCGGCCGACGCUUCUUUACCCGCAAGGAUGUAAGGCGCCAUGCUGUGGUACACACUGGCAGACGGGACUUCCUUUGUCCACGUUGUGCUCAACGCUUUGGCCGUCGGGAUCACCUCACCCGACACCUGAAGAAGAGCCACGCGCAAGAGUUGGAUGCCCUGCCAACAUUGCCCAUUAAAGAAGAGCCCAGUCCCACCAUGUGCUCUGUCGGAUCUCCAAAGGACGUCACUGAGGCAUUUCCGAUGGCAAUGUUCAACUCGCAAGGCCUUCAGAGCGCAUCUACCUCAGGGGUCAGUCACCAUCAUCACGGGAUGGUGUCUGGCCCCCUGUCCAGCCCAGUGGGUAUGGGCUGCUACCUCGAGCCAAACAAGCCUCCGCCGCAGCAGUACCAGCAGACACCCAGAUAUCAGCCCAGCUCCACUACCUCAUAUCUGAAAGCAGAGAUGGAGAACUUCCUGACUGAACUCCAGUGUGGGCCAAUGCCUCCGCAGGCAGCUGUGGCGACUGCCGUCUCCCGGCCCGGGGACCUCCUUCCUGAGAGUUUGGGAGGUCAGAGUGCGCAUUUCACCCUCAGGAACUCCGCGUUCACCUCCGCCGAGCCGCCCGCCAGCUCUGCCAACAUGGACCUUUCACAUCUGCUGGGCUUCCUGCCGUUCGGUCUGCCUCCUUACAGCACUCCUUUGGGAUACUCCACCACCUCGGCUGCCCCCGCCGUGUCCCCGAGCCCUACCUCGCAGCUCUCUGGGCCUCUUACCUCAUUUCAGCCACAGUCACUGCAUGAGCCUCAGGCUGCAGGGCACUUAAACCAGCUCUCUGGUUUCUCUCCCACUCUACCUCGAUUCCAUCAGGCCUUCCAGCAAUGAUCCACUACCAACAACCUGUCCGAAACAAAAGCCCCGUUGCAUCAUUGCCAAGUAGCAUAUAGGUAAUGAACUGGAGACGGUAAAGUGAAGUGGAUGCGAGGUCUUCAAAUGUAGAAAUAGACAAGAUGAUCGCUAGAAUAGAUGGAGGUUUGCUUUUAGAGUAGUUUUAACUUUGUGGAUUUUCCUAGAGGGUCUUCCGAGUAACUGUUUUGUAGUGAUAAAAGAAACAUAUACUGAAAGGUUAGAAAAGAAAUACCUCAAUAUUUUUUGUCAAGAAGGAAAAUAAUGCUGUUUCAGUGUUCUCUCCGUUGUAUAAUGAAGCACUUUUUUUAUUUUUUUAUCAACGGCACUUCAAUGACUGAAGGUGUGGUCACAUUUAUCGUCACUUAUGAAAUUUCAGCUGUUUGAUAAUAUUGUCUGAGAUAGGCCAUGCAAAUGUUGCAAAGCAUUUGCUGAGGGUAGAGGCGACAUGGUGGCUCAGUGGUUAGUACUUUCACCUCACAGCAAAGAGGUCUCUGGUUUGAACCCUGGAUGGGUCAAUUGGCAUUUCUGUGUGGAGUUUGCAUGAUCUCCCCGUGUUCGAGUGGGUUUCCUCCAAGUGCUUCAGUUUCCCCUACGUCUGAAGACAUGCGGUAUGUGGUCCACCCUGAAGAUAACUUGUCUAAUAGAAUAAAAAAAAAUGCAGAAAAUAAAUUACAAAUACUUCCUUUCCUCCUUAAACCAAGAAACAGGAGAAAAAUCACUUGAAAAUAAAUGGCACUCAGCCCCUACAGUGUUCAGUUUACUGCUUCAUAGUACAAAAUUGGUGUUACCACAGUCACUACAAAGAGGUGAGAGAAGAAAGAUGGAGGGUACCUUAAAUAAAGUUGUCCUUCUCCCACUGCUCAAGAUCUAAAUCCGUCAGUCUCCGUUUUAAAAGAUGCUGUGUUCUCCAAGCACCAACCACAGUGCAUGCCUGUGGCACGUUCAGUCAAGUAGGGCGACUUGGAAAGAGGACAGGAGAGAGAGAAACACAGCAGCACAGAAAAGACAACCCACCAAUAUGCUCAGGCAUAACAAGAUAAAUUGGAUGAACAAAAUUGGUCCGUGUAUUAAUGUUAGAGUUUACGGAUGUUACCCAGUGACCGGAAGGGCAUCUGCUGUGUAAAUAGCUGGAAUGUGCAUAUGCUGGAAUAGUUAUCAAGUUCCCGCUAUGGCGAACCUUAAAUGACUAAGCUGAAGGAAAAUGAAUGAAUUUGACAAGGGUGCUUUUAUACAUGACUCCGUUCAUGCAAAGCCAAGCCUGCAUCCAAAUACUAUUGAACUGAUCACCACUUCAGUGUCUACAUUUGUGUUAAGUGCAGUUUUUAGGAAGUCACGGAAAUGUGCAGAAACCCCAAACUUCAAGAGCAUUUCUGUUAUAGAUAUUGAAACUAGAAGAGAGGCUGUUUUUUCACUCCGCUUACCUACAAAUCCUGAUGGUAGUAGCGAUUCAACUUGCAACCAGAAACAAGCUAGACCAACUCGUAUGUUAUCAAUAGCAACUGACUUACUUGAUAUAGUGUGAUUGUGUUCAUAUUGAGGUUACCCCGAAUCCCUGAACCUGUAUGCCAGACGACAGAAAACUUUGAAAGUGACUUUUGCAUAAGCUGGUCUUCACUUUUCAACACUUAACUGUUUUUAGCCCAAAAACCUGCCGAAAAAUGUGUCCACACCACACCCAGUCAAGUUGAACUGUGGUCUUAGAUGUUCCUCUCAGCUCACGGUCACACAACACAAAAAACCUACCUCUUUAAGCUGAAUCUUGUCAUGAAAAGGAUUCAGUGGUUUGACAAGAAAUGAAGCAAAUCCUCAUGCGAAUAGCAUGAAGAACAUGAUCUCAUUUUUGAUGUUUUUCUUUCUUUAUAGGUUGCUCUACAGGUUUAGUUAGGGUUAGUUCUACAGAAAAUUUGUAGAAUCAGGAGAUUAAUUAGCAUUUAAUUCAUUAGCUUGUGUUGAUUUUAGCCUUUAGGUAAAAUUUGUAGGUGCUUUGGUUGUUCACAUCCUUAAUGCUAAUGAAAGGACUCGCUCGUCUCCUGUAAAUCCCCCAUCUCUCUCCGUUCAUUCCAGAGUAUUUUGUAAGUGAGAAGAGAAAGUAUUAAUUAUUCUGGAAUUGAAAAAUCAUAAUGAUUAGUGAAUAUUUGUAUAAAAUUACAUAACCCAUCCUGACAAAUUCCCAUUAUGGGAACUAAGUAAAAUAUAACAACUUUUUUGUUUUGUUUAAUGAUAAAGAUCAUAUGUGUGCCCUGAAUAUCUCUAUAGAAAGUAUAGUGGACAAAUAAUUUUACUUGCAAAAAUUUCACACUAUGAAAUUUGCUCAUUGUUUUGGAGUUUCAGGCUAAAUAAGCUUAGCACAAGCCCUGCUAUUGCUGAAGCACUUCAUGUACUUCUCCAAGCAAAACCCAGGAGCACUGUCAGAAAAAAAAAGUGUUAUAUCAUGUAAAUUUGAAUGGCAUUUUAGCACUGCCUCACUAUUGUUUUGACUCAGUGUUACAUUCAUCAGUGACCUAAAAGGUGACUGACGGUGUAUGUUGUCAAGUCCGUUUUGUUUAAGCCAAACGAAGGACUGAAUUCACUUGAUGAGUUUAUUCUGUUAAUCACAUUUUGUUCAUGAGCAUUUCCCUCUUUGGCCGAACUCAAAUGAAGCUGGCAACUCAACUCAACUGUGAUGUAUUGGACUCAGACUGAUCUACCUCAGUGAGAUGCACUCUGUGCACAGCUGUACUGUACCUUUAGUGAGAAAUGUAAAGUUUCAGAGGCUGUUUAGCGCGAGUAAACAGGUGCUUUACAUCUUUAAAAUUUCCAAGCAUUGGCAUUUUUUGUUCCGAGGACUGUUUGUUUUCAUUCUGAAAGCAGAAGUGGGUGAGUGCGAGAUGGCGUAUGCAGAAAGAAACAAUGUUGAGGAUGAAUUAAGAAAUAAAGUAUCUUGUAGAUUUUGA